Molecule: messenger RNA, 1029 nt
Organism: Chelmon rostratus (copperband butterflyfish)
Lineage: Eukaryota; Metazoa; Chordata; Actinopteri; Chaetodontiformes; Chaetodontidae
Gene: purg
Product: purine-rich element binding protein G
Exons: 1
Coding region: 1-1029 (342 amino acids)
Biological process (GO): regulation of transcription by RNA polymerase II
Cellular component (GO): nucleus
Molecular function (GO): purine-rich negative regulatory element binding; DNA-binding transcription factor activity, RNA polymerase II-specific; RNA polymerase II transcription regulatory region sequence-specific DNA binding
Source: RefSeq, a predicted model, not a curated record
AUGAUGGCUGAUGGAUGUUGCAGAGGGAUGGAAAGAGGCAGGGGUAAGAUUGCAUCAGAUUCUUUACCGAGAUCCGCAUAUACUCAGCAGUAUGUCCAGACCGGAUCACAGCAGCAGGGCAACGACAUCCAGGAGUUAGCCUCCAAACGCGUCGACAUCCAGAAGAAACGCUUCUACCUGGAUGUGAAGCAGAGCGUCCGCGGACGCUUCCUGAAAAUAGCCGAGGUGUGGAUUGGAAGAGGCCGUCACGAUAACAUCAGGAAGAGCAAGCUGACGCUGUCGAUGUCGAUGGCCCCCGCUCUGCGCUACUGCCUGGGAGACUUCAUAGAUUAUUAUGCCCGGAUCGGACUGCGGGGGGGCCUCGCGCCUCCGCAGCUCGAGGAGCACAGCAACGACGGCCAGGGCCGCGCGCACGACUCCCGCAGGAGAGCGCAGGAGCAGCACGCGGCGCUGUCUCCCACCGGCUCCGCGGUGUCCGACGACCAUGCCCACCGCGUCCUCAAGAGCGAGUUCAUCGAGAGGGACAACAGAAAGUACUUUCUGGACCUGAAGGAGAACCAGAGAGGGAGGUUCCUCCGCAUACGGCAGACCGUCAGCAAAGGACACGGCACGAUGGGCUACUACGGCCAGGGCAUCGAGCAGACCAUCGUGCUGCCCGCGCAGGGGCUCAUCGAGUUCAGAGACGCGCUGUCACAGCUGAUCGAAGACUACGGCGACGAGGAGAGCGACGAGCGCGGCCGAGUCGGCUCCAGGAACCACGACGACAGCCCCGAACUCCCCGAGGCUGCGUCCUUCCGCGUGGACAACAAGAGGUUUUACUUUGACGUCGGAUCCAACCGGUACGGUGUCUUUUUAAAAAUUAGCGAAGUGCGGCAGCCGUACAGGAACACCAUCACCGUCCCCCUCAAAGCCUGGGCGAGAUUCGGGGAAAAUUUCAUCCGGUACGAGGAGGAGAUGCGGCGCAUUUUCUCCUGUCACAAAGAGAAGAGGACAGACGCGCGGCAGGACAGCGAGGAGCAGGAGGACUGA